This is a messenger RNA of Aedes albopictus (Asian tiger mosquito), 2131 nucleotides long. RefSeq names its product lysine--tRNA ligase-like. The record is from RefSeq and is a predicted model, not a curated record. The transcript is spliced from 3 exons. Gene Ontology annotation, molecular function: lysine-tRNA ligase activity; tRNA binding; ATP binding. Gene Ontology annotation, cellular component: cytosol; aminoacyl-tRNA synthetase multienzyme complex; mitochondrion. Bases 141 to 1994 code for a protein of 617 amino acids. Gene Ontology annotation, biological process: lysyl-tRNA aminoacylation. NCBI's taxonomy places the organism in Eukaryota, Metazoa, Arthropoda, Insecta, Diptera, Culicidae.
GAAUGCCAAAGUUGCUGCAAAAUCGGCGAGAGGAAAAAAGGCUAAAGUGCACGUGUUUUCGCGUAGAAAAAGUGUCAUUUUUGUAGGAUUUAGGAAGAAUUUGUAAAUUAGAAUCGAUUAGAUUUUGAUUCCUGUAGGAAAUGCUAUCCUUUGGGCGAAUUUUCCGUUCGUAUUGUUUAGUAAACAAAGCCUUUCCGGUGACACCUGGAGUGACAUCAGUUUUCAGUUCCAGCGAAAUAGUGCGACUCAAAUCGACCCGGCAAAAAGCUGAGCUCAAGCGCCGUCUGAAGGCAGAGCAGAAGGCCAAGGAGAAGGAGGAAAAGGACAAACAGGCGGCGGCGACCACUCCGGCCAACGGCGUUAAGCCUAAACAGGAAGCGGCGGCAGCCGCCAAAGUGAACGAGGAGGAAAUUUCGCCGAAUGAGUAUUUCAAGCUGCGAAGUGCCGCCGUGGCGGAGUUGAAAAAGUCGGAAGCGACUCACCCGUAUCCGCACAAGUUCCACGUGAGUAGCUCGCUGGAGGCGUUCAUCGAACGGUACGGACAGCUGAAGGAUGGUGACAUGCUGGAACAGGAGUCGCUCUCGGUGGCCGGUAGGAUUCACGCCAUCCGCGAGUCCGGCGGAAAGCUGAUCUUCUACGAUUUGCGCGGCGAGGGCGUCAAGCUGCAAGUGAUGGCCAACGCCAAGCUUUACGAGAGCGAAGCGGCCUUCGUAGAGGAUACUGCUCGUUUGCGCCGUGGUGACAUCGUUGGUGUUCAGGGAUAUCCCGGCAAGACCAAGAAGGGCGAACUCUCAGUUAUCCCCCGGAAGCUGAAAUUGCUGUCGCCCUGCUUGCACAUGCUGCCACACUUGCACUACGGCCUGAAGGACAAGGAAACGCGCUUCCGCCAGCGAUAUCUGGAUCUGAUUCUAAACAACAACGUGCGCGAUAUCUUCAUGGUGCGGGCCAAGAUCAUCAGCUUCGUUCGGCAGUUCCUGGACGGGAUGGGCUUCCUCGAGGUUGAGACACCCAUGAUGAACAUGAUUGCCGGAGGAGCCACGGCCAAGCCCUUCAUCACGCAUCACAAUGACCUCAACAUGAAUCUAUUUUUGAGAAUUGCCCCGGAACUGUACUUGAAGAUGUUGACCGUCGGAGGGUUGGAUCGCGUGUACGAGAUCGGCCGUCAGUUUCGAAACGAGGGAAUCGAUUUGACCCACAAUCCGGAAUUCACGACCUGUGAAUUCUACAUGGCCUAUGCUGAUUACAACGAUAUAAUUGACAUGACCGAGAAGAUGGUCUCCGGAAUGGUCCGCAGCAUCCAUGGUUCCUACAAGAUCAAAUACCACCCGGAAGGACCGGAUGGCAAGGAAUACGAGAUCGAUUUCACUCCUCCGUUCAAGCGAAUUUCCAUGCUCAGUUCGCUGGAGGAGAUUCUUAAGGUCAAGUUCCCGUCGCCGACGUCCUUCAACACUCCGGAAACGAACAAAUUCCUGAGCGAUCUGUGCAUCAAACACGAAGUCGAGUGUCCUGCACCGCGGACGACCGCCCGACUUCUGGACAAAUUGGUUGGCGAAUUCUUAGAGGAGAACUGCAUCAACCCGACGUUUAUCUGCGAUCACCCUCAGAUCAUGUCCCCGCUGGCUAAGUAUCACCGUUCGGCCGCCGGAUUGACCGAACGCUUCGAGCUGUUCAUCAUGAAGAAGGAAAUCUGCAACGCCUACACGGAGUUGAACGAUCCGGCCGUCCAACGGGAACGAUUUGAACAGCAAGCGGCCGACAAAGCUGCCGGUGACGACGAGGCCCAGCUCGUGGACGAGAACUUCUGUACGGCGCUGGAGUACGGUUUACCUCCGACCGGAGGCUGGGGAAUGGGCCUCGAUCGGUUGACCAUGUUCCUGACCGAUAACAACAACAUCAAGGAGGUGCUGCUCUUCCCGGCCAUGAAACCGGACGACCCUAACCGAAACCAGCAGGCGGCGGGUGAAGAGGCAGCAGCUGCAACCGAGACCAAGUAAGUUUUGCGUGUCUUAUAUGUUGUAGUUCGAAGGAGGGGAGCAAGAUAAAAGUUGGAACGAGCGGACGUUCCCACUUCGCGAGGGGAAGCGCGAAAUAAAUGUGUACGCUAGGCAUUUCGAAACGUACUCCAAGGAAA